AUGAACAAUAAAUAUUCAAUUUUUGAAGUAGGCUUAGAAGAGGAUACUUCAGACGUUAAUGAAUCACAAAAGUCUAAAAAUGAAAGUAUAGUUUCUGAAACAAAUAGUAAGAUAGACAAAAGUGUGGAAGAAAAUAGUGAAAUAGAUAAAAGUGUAGAGGAAAAUAGCAAAAUAGAUGAAAAUGCUGCUGAAAGACAAGUUCAGAACUAUAUGAUAGAAGUUGGGUUUAAUUUAGUCAAAUGUCAUCUUGAAAAGAAUAAACAUGGUGAAAUUAUAUAUUAUACAUUUGAAUAUAAGAAUUCAGGUAAAUAUCAAGCAAAAAAAAAUGCUAAUAAUGAAGAUAUUUGUGAAUGUAAAAAUGCAAAGAUGAAUUGUUCUUGGAGGGUCAACUUUAAUUUAUCUGGUGGUGCUGUAUAUAUUACUUUAUUGAAUGAAGUACAUAAUCAUUCAUUAUAUAAGAACAUACAAGAUAUCUCAUCAAAACAUCGUUACCUUAGCACUGAAAUAUUUAAAAAAGUUGAAUUUCUU
Molecule: messenger RNA, 528 nt
Organism: Racocetra persica
Lineage: Eukaryota; Fungi; Glomeromycota; Glomeromycetes; Diversisporales; Gigasporaceae
Source: the annotation of a GenBank genome assembly